Teleopsis dalmanni is the source of this 1421-nucleotide messenger RNA. RefSeq lists its product as uncharacterized. NCBI's taxonomy places the organism in Eukaryota, Metazoa, Arthropoda, Insecta, Diptera, Diopsidae. The coding region runs from base 248 to 1393 and encodes 381 amino acids. The transcript is spliced from 2 exons. The record is from RefSeq and is a predicted model, not a curated record.
AAAUUUUCUGUAGUAGAUAAGUUUACCAAAUCCGUCCGUUGAAGUCAGAAUGCGUCAUUAAUAUAAGUCAUUUUUUGGAAGCGCAGAAGAUCGUAGAGUCAAACUAAAAUAUCUACGAUCAACUUUAAUUCCUUUAAUUAGUGUCUAGCUGAAAUACGUUGAUUGUUCUGUGGUAAACCCCAUUAUUUCCUAAAAUUACUACAUUUGAAAUCCCUUGCCUCCAAAGCUUUAACUUUCUUUAUUGAUUAUGGCCUCAAUGAAACAGCAAAAUUCUUCCUUGGCAAAAGCGAUUAUGAUCAUACCUAAAAGUGCAGUUGAUUCACAUACGAUAGGAAAAUAUUCAAUUUUCCGUGAUCUCUUACUUAAUAAUUAUUCGAAAUCACUAAGUGUUUUGAAGGCAUUGGUUAACAGAUUGGCAGCAACGAAAGCUCAAAAUAGAGGAAAUGAGAAGACAUUCACAUUCGUCAUCAACGUGGAGACGUUUCUCUGCUUGAUGCUACGUGACGCCAUACAAUCACCAACCGUAGAACAGUUACUGUCAAAAUUAAGCUUUGAGGAAAAGUAUAUCAAAAACCACGACAAAAUAAAAAAAGAAGAUAUGGUUGUGAAAUUAAAAAGUUCUCAUUUAAAUGGUGAAGAGAAUCUUGAAAUAUUGUUGGAAUUUCAAAAAAAUCCAUUGAAAAGACUUGAAGCUGGUGCCACAGAUAAAGAUGCUGACGAUUGCAUGGAGAUAAUUGAGGAGGCAAAUACUCUUCCUAUUAUAGUUGAUUCAAAUGUGGCUAUGUCAAGUACUACGAACUCACAAUAUAUUGGUGGGGCCAGAAAAAAAAUUCCAAGAAAUAUUACCAAAAAUGAUUUCCCUAAUAUGGACAGCUUUCAAAAACUUCGUAAACGAUAUAAACAAAAUUUGGACGCGUUUACAGGAGCAGAAGUGCCAAAUUGCACAUACAGCUGUUCUGAAAAACCAUGCCAUAGCAAAGGAAAGGCUCCUGACUGUAACGUUAAAGACGAAGAAAGCCAUGGUAGAAGUAACGAAUAUAGUUAUUAUGGUUACGAUUUACCUGAAUCAGCUUCCUUGUUUGUUGAUCAUCACUAUUUAAGAAGUAAUUGCUUUAAUCAUUAUAGAAGCGAAACUGAUAAGUAUAAUGAUGCUCUUAAUGAAUAUCGUCACUCAGAUGUUUAUAAAGCUUACCAUGGUAUUGAAAAUAGUAGUGCCAAUAAUGCAGAUGUAGGACACGACUAUUAUUUUUACGAUGGUGAUGAUCAGGAAGGCGAUGAUUUAAGUGAAAAAAGUCGACGCUGGAAAAAUUUAUUGUUCAAACUUAAAGUCGAAGCCAUUAGAGAACGUAAAAUGGCCGAACGCUUUUCUGACUUUUAUGAUUUUAUUGAUUAAAUUUACUAAAAAAAUUAAAAUAAAAUAA